This is a messenger RNA of Synchiropus splendidus (mandarinfish), 4006 nucleotides long. It is a transcript of the gene zyx, whose product is annotated as zyxin. Gene Ontology annotation, biological process: transforming growth factor beta receptor signaling pathway; integrin-mediated signaling pathway. Lineage: Eukaryota; Metazoa; Chordata; Actinopteri; Syngnathiformes; Callionymidae. Bases 398 to 2227 code for a protein of 609 amino acids. The record is from RefSeq and is a predicted model, not a curated record. The transcript has 9 exons.
GCGUUGAUCGUCACUAGCGAUUUGCUGAGCUAUUGCUGUAUAGUAACACUGCGAGAUAGCGCCCUGUGUUGUGGCGUUUGAUGUUGUGUGGGAGCACCGCUAACGUGGUCGUGGCCACGGCAGCUGAUGGACGCCGACGAUAAGGCGCUGCUAUGCGGAAGCUGGAACAGGAAGCUCCGGGCUAAAAAGUUAACGAUGCUAACGUGCUAGCACAGCUGUAUAAAGGCGUUCUCUGUUGAUAUUUAACGAAGUGGGGUUGAUGGAAAGCGGUUUUAUUACAUUCAACUUCAACUAGCUGGUUUGAUCAGAUCUAACCGGACCAGGGACUGACCGGUGGGGGGAAGCUAACCUGGCUGACGGUGCAGUUCAUCUCUGCUGAACGACUGCCUGUCCAGUCAUGGAGGAUUCCAGCCGCAGCAAGCCGGUCAUGGUGACGUCCUCUCUGAACUUCAAGGUCACCACGCCGUCCUUCUACAACCAGCCAAAGAAGUUUGCCUCAGUAGCACCGCCGCGACCCAAAAGUGUCACCCCUCCCACGGCACCAUCGCCCACCCCAGUUGGCACGGGGGUGAUCGGACGGGUGGGCGACCUUCCCCCGCCUCCCCCCUCACUCUGUGACGACUUCCCUCCUCCCCCUCCACCUCCUCCGCUGGACGACGAUUUGCCAGCUCCUCCACCAGAAUGUCAGGUCGCCUCCGCCGCCUCAGAAGACCUCCCCUCUUUCCCAGCUCCGCCUCCUGUCGCGGACGAUCUGCCUCUCCCAGCCCCCCCAGAGGAUAGCACCUGUCUGCCCACCUGCCCGUCUCCACCGCCUCCCCCGCCCCCUCCGUCUCUCUCCACCACCGGCCCUGCUGGGACCCCCCAGCGGCUGAUGGAGAAGCAGACGAGUUUCGACAAACAGCUGGACUCUCUGACUGACCUUCUGUCCGAGAUGGAGACCAGAGGACCCUUCAACCCCAAGCUACCGAGCCAGUAUUCUGCAGCACCAGCACCCAAACCAGCCGGCCCUCCCCCGACGGCCCCUAAACCAGCUCUGUCCUUCCUCCCACCCCCAGAGAUGGGCGACCGGCCUCCCCCGGCGCCCUGGGCCGAAGAGCUGAAAGCCAGAACCAACCGACAGGCCAACCACAACAACGCAGCACCAAACUCACAGCCUUUUGCGAAACCAGCAGCUGUAGCUCCAAAGUCGGGUUUCCCCGGGAGAAGCUCGUCGUCCUCCCUUGCACAAAAACUCAACCAGAACCUGAACCAGACUUCUGGGCUGAAACCCUCCCCAGCCAACAGCUCCUUCCCUCCGCCGCCUGCAGCUCCACCUGCAGCUCCUGCUCCAGCCGCGCCGGCACCCAAUCAUGUCAAGGCUGCUCCGUUCGUCAGUCACGUUAAUGUGAACCAGAACCUCCCUCCUGCUGGGACUCCCCCUCAGAACAAAACUCCAGCUGCCCCAUCACCUUCCACCUUCAGCCAGGCAGCCAAGUCUCCACCUGCACCUUCGCAGAAACCGUCUUCGCCUCCUGGUCCGGUCGCCGUGCCUGGUGGAGGUGUUCCCCUGAACAUGAGGGAAGUGGAGGAGCUGGAGAGGAUGACCAAGGACUUCAUUAGAGACAUGGAUACCCAUGCACCGGUCAUUGUGUCACCCCCUACAGAGGUGUGCGGGAAGUGUGGUGAGGCUCUGUCCCGCACGCAGCCGGCAGUGAGAGCCAUGGACAAGCUCUUCCACUCCAACUGCUUCUGCUGCAUGAGCUGCCACCGCCCCCUGCAGGGCAUGCAGUUCUACGACCGGGACGGGGCGCCCCAGUGUGAGGACUGCUAUAUGAGCUCUCUGGCUGUGUGUUCUCGAUGUGGCGAGCGGAUCACUGACCGCGUCCUGAAGGCGGUGGGUCAGUGUUUCCACGCCCACUGCUUCCGCUGCAGCACCUGCUCCUGUGUCCUGGAGGGGGCGCCCUUCAUCACAGAUGACAACAACAACCCCUACUGUGUCCAGGACUACCACCGCCGCUUCUCUCCUCUGUGCGUCAGCUGCAACGAGCCCAUCAUUCCCGCCCCGGGCAGCGAGGAGACGGUCCGAGUGGUGGCUCUGGACAAGAACUUCCACCUCAAGUGCUACCGCUGCGAGGACUGCGCUCGACCUCUCUCCAUAGAGGCGGAUGAAAACGGCUGCUAUCCUCUGGACGGUCGGAUCCUGUGUAUGAAGUGCCAUACCCAGCGAGCCAAACAAGCUGCUCAGUGAUUUGUCGAAGCCCCUCCCCCUUAAAGCACAGGUUGUCCCUCAGCUGCCUUCCCGCCCACUCCCCCGUCUUUCUCCUGUGAGUGUGAAGAUGUUUGCAUGCAGUUGUGGUCUUCUCUCCCGUGCAGAGGUAAUGUUCUGCACCGCACCUUCCUCUCCACGAGUCAUUCCUGCGACAAGUGUUCUGUGCCAGUUCUGUUUACUCUUCAGCAUAUCUUGCACAACAAUCGCGGCAUAGACGGUUGCCUUUGUUUUUUUAGUAGCAACUGUUUGACUAAAGCCUUGCUGAGCCUUACAUAGACCGUCGCGGAUCAGUAUUCAGGAUCAAUUUAGGCCACGCCCCCCAGGGUACGUCACCCGAUGAUCCCACCUCUAUGCCUGUGAGCAUGCUAGCUGCUGCUUCUCUCAACAGUCACCAGACCAGUCCACUCAUCUAAAAAAAAAUGAAAGUGAAUGUCGCUCAGAAGAUGUGAAUCAAGUAAAAUCGCACGCGUAACCAGACCAUUCCUCAUCAGCCGGCAGUGUUGAGAGUGUUUAAGCACAUGCGCAGAUCAAGCACAGAGUAACCAGCACGUUGCCUCCUUUUGUAUUAAAGGAUUCUUGCAGCAUGGACGGAGGACUUCCUAAACAAGUGUAGCACAAGUCCCCACCUGUCCGUUGUGUAGUCAUGAAACACUUUAUCCAAAAGAUGAUUUCCUCCACUCUAAAUGUGUGUAUCAGUUCCACUAAGACACCAACAUGCUGAGGACCUGCACCUCUGUGCUCUGAGCCACAGAGGUGUAUUGUUGCGCUGGAAACACCCUUUCUCGUUCGCUCAAAUUGCUUUGAUGUAUCGGUUUGUAAAUAUGCAUCACUCUGGUCAUAAUUUUGCUUACUCCAACCUGUGUUUUUUGUGCGUCUUUGAUGCUCACUACAUGCAUUUCUAAGCAGAUUGAUGAGUUCCCACUCAAGUUUCUCGGCUCAGAUGAAUCACUUAUUUGGUGUGAGAAUCUGUAUUCUCAUGCUUGAAAUAUGAUUUGUGACAUGCUAUUGUCUCAGAGAAAGCUUUUUGUGAGUAGCAUUUAAUCUGAGCAGGUUUCUUAUGAUCCGAUUUUGUAUUCCCUUGCUCAGAUUAUUCAUAUCAGCUCUCACAAUAUGCCUUUUUGUGCUCAGAUUAUGAGUUUCUGUCGUCUCUUGGUGUGCAAUUUGAAUUCAACACAAGUGAUGGGGUGCUCAUCUCCGGCUCUCCUGUGCUCAGAUUAUCAGUUGCUUGGUAUUUCUAGUCUCUACUCCUUUGAAACACAAUUAACUGUGACUGACCAAUUCCAGUCGGAAGUGUUGUUUCCUCCUUUUACUAAUCACUCUGUACGGUUCCGCUCUGAUGAUGUAAACUCCAGACCGGCGCUGUGGUUGUGUGGAGUUUUACAGCAACUGAUUCCUCAUCCAUACCACUAUGGCUGAUGAUACGUCUCCUGCUGCUCCUCUUCCUGUCGAAGCUUUCACACACAGCAGCUUCAGAUUCACACCGAACCAUGAUGAUUCAGAGUUGCAUGCUGCUCGUGUAGGCGGUGACGCUGAUGUUUCCUGUCGUACUGUUUUGUACCAAAAACCCACCUGUGUCCUCUGGAUGUGAUGAUACAUUUAAGACGAUGCCUUCACAGUUCUCUGUUGUGCCAUUGUAUCACGUAAAGAUGCCUUUCAUAUCGCUUUUAAAUAAAUUCCUCUUUUAUAUGUGUGACUGCUCCAAACAUUAUUCCCCAUUUUGGCUGUAUUAAAAGAUGAAUAAACAAAUAAGAGAAUUCA